AUGUACCUCCGCGCAGUACACGCCGAGACACACAUCCCCCUCCUCCAACAAUUCAUCCGCGACAACCCCCUCGGCAUCCUCACCACAGCCAUUAAAUCUUCCCAAGAAUCCUUCAUCCAAUCCAGCCACAUCCCCUUCAUCCUCGACAUCCCCUCCACCGACCCCGACACCCCCGGCGUUCUGCGCGGUCACAUCGCCCGCGCAAAUCCCCAAGCCAAAGCCCUCAUCGAAUCUCUAGCCUCGCACCAAGAAUCCGGCCAGGACACCCUCGAACUCCCCGACGAAGUCCUCAUCCUCUUCAACGGCCCUCAUCACCACUACGUCACGCCCAAGUUCUACACCGCGACCAAGCCCGCAACGGGGAAGGUCGUCCCGACCUGGAAUUAUUCCGCGGUCCAGGCCUACGGCAAGAUAACCGUACAUGGCAACCCCAAAUCCGCAGAGACGGGCGCGUUCUUGCAGAUGCAGCUGGAGGAUCUGUCGCGGCACGCGGAGACAUCGGUGAUGGGGUAUGAGAAGCCGUGGACUGUGGGCGAGGCGCCGGGGGCGUAUAUCGAGGUUAUGAAGAAGGGGAUUAUCGGGGUGGAGAUACGGAUUGAACGUUUACAGGGAAAGUUUAAAAUGAGCCAGGAGCUCGCGGAAGGGGAUCGGGAAGGUGUGGUUGAGGGAUUUAAAGGGUUGGGGAGUGAUGUUGGGGAUGGGAUUGCGAGGACGGUGCGUGAGAGGGCUGCGAUUAAAGAUGGAGGAAAUGGGCAUUGA
This is a messenger RNA of Penicillium chermesinum, 759 nucleotides long. RefSeq names its product FMN-binding negative transcriptional regulator. Bases 1 to 759 code for a protein of 252 amino acids. Lineage: Eukaryota; Fungi; Ascomycota; Eurotiomycetes; Eurotiales; Aspergillaceae. The transcript has a single exon. The record is from RefSeq and is a predicted model, not a curated record.